UCGCUUGAAUUUUUUUGAACGCCCGAAUUAUUCAUCUCCGGUUAAUUCAAUCAAUGAUUUGAUUGAACAGAUUGAUCACAUACUCGAAUUAUCCAAUUUGAAACAUGGAAUAUUUUUGCUUCAAAUUAUUCGAACAUUCGAAGUUUGAUUGUAUAAUUUUUUUGAAUCAUCUAUUUGAGUCUUGAUAAAAAAAUACAUGUAAUUUAAGCUAUGUAUAACUUGUAUAGCUUCACAACUGGCAUUUUACAAUUUUAUAACGAUAGAGUGAACACCUCACGUAAUUGUCAAACUGAAUACAUGUCAGUGGGUUAUGCGACGAAUGUGUAUAGCUCAUAUUUUAUAUUGCAGGGAUGCAGUACCGAAACAGUGCUGCGGUUUAGGUUCCCUGCCUGUACGUUGGUCCAUAUUAGGUAUUGGCUUCGUAGGUCUUGUCUGCGCUGGUACAGGCACUCUCCUUGGUGCUCUGAAAGCUUCUGGCCGUGAUCAUCUUCUAGGAAUAUUUAUGUCUGGUAAAAAAUGUAUAGGAGUACUUUUGGUAUUAGUGAGUGCAGUGGCAUGGCGGUUAACUAAUCGAGAUUAUUGUGGCAAUUUGUUCGGUUUCACAGGUAUUUCUGGUAGAAUACCACCUGCGAGACCGAUACAUCCAUAUGCCGCAAUGAUUUAUCCGGAAUUUCAAUUUAGAACACCACCACCAAGUUAUCAGGCUAGUAUGCAAGAAUAUAGACUUCGCCUGUUGCUAUUGGAUCGACUGCAACCUACAGCAUCGCCGCCACCGACUUAUAGAUCAAACGCGGGAAGUAUUGUAGCUCCUGGUAUAGCAAGGGAGAAUCGACCACCGAAUUAUAAUACCGAUAUCACACCUAACAUUACUUUAAUAUCUUCGAAGAAAGACGCAAAUCUCGUUAGGAUUGUCCAAACUGAAUCUGAACCGGUUAUUCUCAGUGGCGAUCAAACGCCACCGGUAACCGCCGUCGAAGUAUUGGCACAUCUUUAAAUUAAGUAAUA
Messenger RNA from Pogonomyrmex barbatus (red harvester ant), 1005 nucleotides. RefSeq lists its product as uncharacterized. NCBI's taxonomy places the organism in Eukaryota, Metazoa, Arthropoda, Insecta, Hymenoptera, Formicidae. The record is from RefSeq and is a predicted model, not a curated record.